Theileria orientalis strain Shintoku is the source of this 1707-nucleotide messenger RNA. RefSeq lists its product as hypothetical. The transcript is spliced from 5 exons. NCBI's taxonomy places the organism in Eukaryota, Apicomplexa, Aconoidasida, Piroplasmida, Theileriidae. The record is from RefSeq and is a predicted model, not a curated record. The coding region runs from base 1 to 1707 and encodes 568 amino acids.
AUGUAUAGGUUUAUGUGGAAGUUUAUUUACUUUUUAUUAAUUUCAGUCGUUUUGUACUUUAUUUCAUACACUUCCUUCAUAAAUUCUGUGUUACCUAAUCCUUCCUUCUAUCAUUUGUCUAUUUUAGUUGAUAAAUUUGAUAAAAAAAUUCAGAAUAUUACUAUAUCUUCUUUAAAUCCUAAAAUUGUUAAAGAGGCUGUAAACUAUUCAGUUAUUGAUUCCAGUGGAACAGAUACCAGAGAUACAGGUGUAAAGAAAACAUCUGUUCUGAGUAAUAGUGUGAAUGAGAGGAAUAAAGAAUUUAUUGAUGAUGAAAAUUAUAAGCACGACGAGGAUCGCAAAAGCCCAGAUGGUAGGGAGCAACAGAGAGUUAAAGAGGCAAUGUCUGAGGAAAACGACGCCAGCUUCCAGCCUCUCGUGGUUAACUCGUACUUCAUUUACCUGUUGAGGAUACUCUCCAGGUUUCUGUUCCUGGUGUUUGUACAAAUAUAUGUGUUCUAUAUACUGUUCUUUCGCUACGGCGAAUUGUUCAAGGAUUUGUGCGACUUGUCGAUAAAGUCGAUGAAGGACUUCAACUGGCGCAGCCCAAUCAACUUCAUGAAGUCGUUCUACUGCUUUCUGACGUGGCUAUCGUCGAUUUUCGUGUACUAUAACUCGCAGCUGUCGCUGCGCAACAGGCUGAUUGCGUACUCAAUCGUGGUACUGGCGGUUUCGUUGCUGCUCUUCAGAGUUGGCAUUGGAACACGGAGCUUGAUAAACACAUCCUCGCUGUUCAUCGGCUUGACAGUGUACCUGUCGGCAAUGUUGGCCUUUAACUCGAGAAUACCAGGCUCACUGGUGUUUGUAGAUAACUGGUUCGUGUACAUAUGGAGCUCGGCCAUAUUUUUGCGCGGAUUUAAGCUGAAUCACUGGAGCAAUGCCGCUGCCCAUGAAGGUGAAGGUUCGCAGGAGAUGGGCCGUGACGACGAUGCAUCUGAAUCGUACAACAUAUGCUAUAACAUGGUUAAACUGACACACGAGGCGUCCUGCGCACUUGACCUACACCUGGUACUACUAAUGUUAAACCUGGUCAAGUCCCUGCCCUUUUUGGGAAGGUUGUUUGCAAGGAACGCAUAUCUGUCGAACGUGUCGCUUAUGUUCAACAUAUCGAUGCUGAUACACUGUUUUAUGGUAUACACGGCGCCAGCAAGGAGCUUGGACAGUACUCCCCUAUCCAAGAUCAGGCAGUUGGUGUUGUAUGUACUAAACUAUAUGGUCUUACACAUAUUUGGCAGGCCCGACUACUUUUCGAGCAAGUCCAGCUCGCUAAGUUUGUUUCUGAAAUACUCAAACAAGUUUAAACAGGUAUUCAACUUAGUUUUCGGCAGAUAUCUAGAUCCUCUGUAUCAGCGAGCAUCGUUCUUAUUCGCCAUCAAAUGUGUCAAGUCCAUACCACAAUUGCUCUUUCUGCUGGUCCCUCCCUUUUUUUCCAGGCUUUACUUCGGAUAUGUCACCCUAUUCAUGCCAAUUACGACGUUUUUAUCGCACAAUAACGAUUUUAAGGAAAGGGCCUUUUGUUUGAUAGUAUUCACCCUCAGCAAUUUGGUACGAAGUUUAGGCAAUUUUAUGUAUUGGUUCCCUUCCAAGGUUCUUCUGAGGAUACUGCUGAUAUUUACGCUAAAUUAUUUAAUGGUGUUGUCUAAAAGACUGAUGCAAUUAACAGAAUAA